Molecule: messenger RNA, 640 nt
Organism: Macadamia integrifolia
Lineage: Eukaryota; Viridiplantae; Streptophyta; Magnoliopsida; Proteales; Proteaceae
Product: proteasome adapter and scaffold protein ECM29-like
Exons: 6
Coding region: 11-463 (150 amino acids)
Biological process (GO): proteasome assembly
Cellular component (GO): nucleus; cytoplasm
Molecular function (GO): molecular adaptor activity
Source: RefSeq, a predicted model, not a curated record
GCAGGCAGCAAUGGAUCAGCUGAAACUUAUGGGACCUGUUAUAGUGAAUGGAAUCUUGAGGUCUUUAGAUGGUUAUUCAAUUACAGAAUCAGAUGCUAUUUCCAGGGAUGUCAAGUCCUUUGCCUUUCAAGCUAUUGGUUUGAUAGCACAGCGCAUGCCUCAACUUUUCAGAGAUAAGAUUGAUAUGGCUGUUCGACUUUUUGAUGCUUUGAAAGUGGAGGAUCCAUUUCUUCGUCUCACCAUUCAAGAAGCAACCAAUUCCCUGGCUGUAGCGUACAAGGGAGCUCCAGCACCUGUCUUGAAAGAUCUGGAGGCACUUCUGCUAAGAAAUUCUCAAGUGGACCAAAGCGAAGCACGCUUUUGUGCUGUUAGGUGGGCAACGUCUUUGUUUGAUUUGAACCAUUGUCCAAGCCGAUUCAUUUGUAUGCUAGGGGUGGCAGAUUCUAAACUGGAUAUAAGGUAAAAGCAUCAGUGAUAACAUCCACCUUUGUAAUGAGAUAGUCAGAGGCUUUUCCAGAGAAUUUCACCCUCCUGCUACUCUAUGAAGGUGGGAGUCCAUAAAGCAUUUGAGUUUUGACAUUCUGAGGUUGGACUUUAUUUCUAAGGUUAUCAAGAUAGGGUUCCCAAUGGUGUUUGUGAA